UAUCUUCGUUAGAUAAAACUAACCGAUUUAUUGAGGAAAGUAAAACUUAUUGAAUGCGGUGGCUUUCAACUGUGGCGUCGUUAUCUUCAAUAUUUUCGCCUAUGUUACCGAUAAUAUGAGAAGCUUCCUCGAAGUUCAGAUAACGUGAAUUUGAAGUCACGGGUUCGAACCUUCUAGUUCAUCCCCCAAUAUAUAUACAUACAUUUGUGAAGGGCUAUUUGUUAAAAUCCUUGUUUCAAUUCGUUCUGUUUUGGUUCUACGAUUUUCCACGAGCUUGCUACGAUUUUGUAGUUGCUUAUUGUUUGGUCCGAUUUUCAAUUUUCCAAUGGCAACGACUGGAUCUUAUUAUUAUGGUGGGCAACAGGGUUCUGGGAAUUCCAGUUGGAAUUCCAGUGCGAUGAAGAAUCUGAAGAAGAUAAGCCCUGUUGUGCAGAACCACCUCAAGAGGGUUUAUUUGUCUUUGUCCUGCGCUCUCGCUUCUUUGGCGGUGGGGGUUUACCUGCACCUUCUCUGGAACAUUGGCGGUAUUCUCACAGCAGUUGGAACCAUUGGCGCUAUUGUUUGGCUGUUAUCUGUGCCUCCCACUCCCUAUAAUGAGGGGAAGAGGGUGAAGCUGUUAAUGGCGGCCGCAGCACUUAAAGGUGCCACUCUUGGCCCACUCGUUGAUGUUGUUAUUGAGAUCGAUCCCAGUAUUUUGGUGAGUGCUUUUGUUGGAACAGCACUUGCAUUUGCAUGCUUCUCUGCUUCAGCAAUUCUGGCUCGAAGACGAGAGUUCUUGUUUCUGGGAGGAAUACUUGGUUCUAGUGUCAGCAUCCUUUUGUGGCUGCAACUUGCAUCUGGUCUAUUUGGUGGAUCUAUGGCAGUUCAUACAUUUGAGAUUUAUUUUGGGCUGUUAGUUUUCCUUGGGUAUAUCAUAUUUGACACACAGAUGAUCAUUGAGAGAGCAGACCUUGGUGACCAUGAUUAUGUCAAGCACUCAUUGGAUCUCUUCACAGAUUUCGUUGCUGUGUUUGUUCGUCUGCUGGUAAUAUUGACAAAGAACGCGGAAAGCAGAUCUGAGAAGGAGAAGAGGAAGAGGAGGGCUUGAAUCUGUAACGCGGAAAGCAGAUCUGAGAAGGAGAAGAGGAAGAGGAGGGCUUGAAUCUGUGUUAAAUGAAGAUUGUUAAUGGAUAUUUUGCUUAAAGUAUUUCCCGGAACAUUCACAUGUGGACUGUAGUUUUCGUUUGGUUAGUUUGGAAUUGUAUAAAAUGAGGAUUACUGUAUUUGCUUAGAAUGAUAUUCUGAAAUGUAAAUAUUUCUGCAUGCUAUAGCAAAACUAAUCCGACUGUUUGUUAUCUCUUAAUAACAAAGUAACAUUUUCAAAUUUGGGUUA
Molecule: messenger RNA, 1372 nt
Organism: Cryptomeria japonica (Japanese cedar)
Lineage: Eukaryota; Viridiplantae; Streptophyta; Pinopsida; Cupressales; Cupressaceae
Product: bax inhibitor 1
Exons: 5
Coding region: 326-1087 (253 amino acids)
Cellular component (GO): membrane
Source: RefSeq, a predicted model, not a curated record